UUCAGCACUCUCGAACCCUAACCUCAAUGUCCGGCAACAGCAAAGGCAAUAACCGUAGCCGUGGAAGCAAAGUCCCGUGAAGCAAGUAACCCUCGCCGUCCUUGUGGGAGAAGGAGAACUCGACACCGCAGUAAUCUCUGGCUGACAUUGGCGACGCUCUGCUAAAGGCGAAACAGCAGACAAUAGCAUCAUGGUUUAUUGAGGGCAAGCUGAAGACUCGUGAAACUGGAGGAGGAUCGCAAUCAAGGGAUGCUACGUGGUGUGAGUAACGUAGUUGGGCCUUCAUCUAGCGACUUUAAUCCAAAAACAAUCUUAACUCACCCGGAAAUAAAGAGAACUUAUGAUAGGUUUGUGUCCAUGGUGGGAGAGGAACUGCUUUCCCUUCAGUCUAGGUUGUUGCAUGGGAGUAAGAAUGAAGAAGAGGAAGAAAAUGUUGGAUCAGAAAACUCAGAGAAAGAGGAAGAUCAGGAAGAUCAGGCUGGGUUAAAAAGGUCAGAGGAAGGGGAAAAAAUGCAGAAAUUGAGCAAUCUGUGUGGGAGAAGUCAGAGGAAGAGGAAGAAAAUGAUCGAGUUGGAUCAGAAAAGUCAGAAGAAGAGGAAGAAAAUGAUCAAGUUGGGUCAGAAAAGUCAGAAGAAGAGGAAGAAGAGAGUGAAUCGGAAGUAAAGGAAGUACUUACCUGGUGAUCAAGUGUUGCCUUUACUACGUGGUAAUUGGUGAAGCAAGAGGAAGAAAUAGACCUCAACCAUAUAUUUAUUUUGUAUUUUGAAACUUAACUGAUAAUCAUUUUAAUGACAUCAUUGUAUAAUCAUCACUUUAUAGUUCAUGUGUAUUAACAUGACUCAGUGGUAAAUGAAAUAUUUUUUGUUUUUUUUGGUGGUAUUCAUGUGUUCUGAAAUGAAUUUAUGAAACCGUAUUAUAUUA
Molecule: messenger RNA, 921 nt
Organism: Neltuma alba
Lineage: Eukaryota; Viridiplantae; Streptophyta; Magnoliopsida; Fabales; Fabaceae
Product: myosin-M heavy chain-like
Exons: 3
Coding region: 250-663 (137 amino acids)
Source: RefSeq, a predicted model, not a curated record